AGCCUCUUGUUUCUUUUAGUGGCUGCUGCCUCCUCUUUGGUGAUUGGUCAGAUGAUAAACCGUCACGUUGAUGACGUAUACGUUUUCCGGUUGACCCCAGGACCACGUGUGUCGUGCCUUCCCUGUGUUUUUGUGCCUGUUCAUGUUAUUAUGCGACAUUAGCGAGAUCUUUAAGUAACAGUGAUUGUUAUUCAUGUUAAGCGUACCUUUAAUCCGGCGGAAUGAACUCAUUUAGAGCAGCUUUUCUGUGGCGGCAUUGGCACUUCCCGAUCCGUACCGGAAAUCUGGUUUAAUCGCUGUGUUUUGGUAAGCUACACAAUGACAGGAGAGCGCAAUUCUCUAACUUGGACUCAAUCUGAUACCAUGGCCGAGGCUGCACUAGAGAAGUCAUGCCACGCUGUCCUAGAAAUGUCCCCUCCAGACUAUAUGGCGAAAAUAUCGCGGUUUCUUGAGUCUUCUGUGGAACCGAGCAAACAGGAUCCACUAUCUAAUGAACCUGCUGGAGCAGAAAGUGAUUCGGGUGAGAGCUUGUUCAUAACUCAGAAGCCAGUACCUGAGGCUGCGAGACCACGAAGGCGACGUCGCUGCACCCUCAGGUCAGACCCCACAUCUCCCCGACAUCUACAGGAAAGUGAAAGCGACUCUUCAUCGUCCGCUUCCCAGGCUGAAUCCAGAACUGACAAAGAGAGGAGAAGAACGAAAUACACACUGCACAGAUACAGUUUCCCUUUCCUGUCGGGGAGGAGGCAGAAGCCUGAAAGCACCCUGUUACAUGUCAAGCAGAACACAAGCCUUCAUAAUUCUGCGAUGGGAGGCUUCUUUAAAUGUGUCAGAGAGCUGUGGGGGGGCGAUCAAAGAGGAGAUGAUGUGGAGUCAUCUCCACCAACACUUGACAUGGAUGGAGAUUGCAUAUCUCCACUGUCAGAAGAAGAAGAAGAAAGGUCACAGGAUGAGGACAUCAAAGUGGUGGAAAGGAGGUGUUUGGUGGCACCAUCAAGAGCAAGGCGCCAACAAAGCUGGUGCAAGCAGUUAAAACAAGAGAAGAGGAAGGAAGCUGGUAAUGCCAGACAAGAGACUUCACAAGGAAAACAAUGCAAGACGUUGCAUAAAAUACCAGCGACUGCAUCCAUAUUGAGGGCUACACCGCUGUGUUUGGACACAGAGAGCGCUGAGGAUGGUGAGUCUUCUUGCGGAGGUCUGGUCGAGAGGGAGAGGAUAAAUGAACCCGUAACAAGUGACGAAAACCUUCUAGCCCAAAUGGAAACACCAAAGACUAAGAGGCACCUUAGCCGAGAAAACAAGAAGAUUCUUUUUCAGCAAAAAGCAAAGGAGGAAGAGCCGUGCAACGACAGUGAUGCUACAGUUUUUGAGCCACAGACGCUACAGAGAAGUCCAAGCAAAUACACACAGAAGGCCAGAGAAGCAUCCACACCUGCUGCAGCAGAGCCUCACACUGAAGUUCUGCACAUAGAUGAUCUUUCCAAGACAGGACAGACAGAGGACAAACCUGAAAGCCAAAAUCUCUUCCACAGUCUCCCAGUUCUUUUCAGUGACCCCGAUAAUGACAGUACAUGCAAUGAAACCAAGGUAAAGAAGAGAACACAUGACAGCGUAGAAGAAGAAAACAGGCAGAGUCAGGUAGAGCCAGAUGAUCUGCAUCAUGUAAAAACUGUGGAGGUCGAGGAGACUCCCAGCCUGUCGGGGGAUAACAGAGCCGAGCCUCUGGCCUCACAGACGAGUGACGAGCUGGAGUUUAAUGAAAGAAAUCGUGGGGCGAACUCGUCACAUGUUGAUCCCAUAGUGAGACAGCAAGUGGAUAAACACUUGGAAUCGGAUGUAACAAUGGAGGAUUCUGUGUGUUCAGUGAGCUGUAAGGUGGAGACUGGAGGCAAGAAGAAGAAGAAGAGGAUAAGAAGUGAUGAGGAUGUUGAGCAGUUACAGUCCAGCACAGCUGGUGCUGAGACCCAGAUGAAAAAGAAAAAAAGGAAAAAAGAAGAGACGAUUGUAGAUGCAGAGGAACGCGAAGAAGAGGAAGCAUCAGGAAAUGGUUUAGAAAAUACUGCGACCUCUGAAGAAACAGAGUCCAGUUAUGUCAAAAGAAAAAAGCACAAAAAGAAGCAACAGUUUUCUAACCAUGCUGCUCAAGGUGGAGAAGAGGGUGGAGAAGUGAGCUUUUCUAAUGAUGCUCUAACCUUGGACGAAAGUACAGUGGUGUUAUUGAAGAAGAAGAAGAAGAAAGCUUUCUUUGAGGGGCUGGAUGACUCUCACACUCUUGAAGAAAGCAAAAAGGAUAAAGAUGAACAUAAUACUCAGCAAACAAAAGACAGCCUUGAAGACCAAACUGCUGAACUGGUGACUAAGAAAAAGAAGAAGAAAAAUAAAAUGAGAUCCGGCAGGAACAUCUCUGAAGACAGUGUGGCACAAAGCGAUGAUUCAGUGUCUGCGCGGAAAAAGGAAAAGAAGAGGACCUCGUCCUUCCUCGUUGCUGAUGCAGAGGAAAAUGAUGCUCAGACACACAGUGAGCAGAAGUCUCCUUCACACUCUGUGGAUGCUCGUGUCCGGGGUGCAGAAAAACCUGCUGUCAGCGCGGGGGAUCUUGAGACAGAAUCAGCAGAAAUCACAGGAAAGUUGGAGGAAUCUAGCGAUGGGGUCAGGAAAAAGAAAAGGAAGAGGAAGAGGAAGACGUCAGCACAGCAGGACAGCGCAGAAAAAGAUCACGAGCAGGAUUUUGAGGAAAUGGACAAAACAUGUCAAAGUGCUUUGAGUCAGUUGCUUACCCCCAUGGAAAAAGUGGAAAGUGCAGCUGAUGUGGGCAAUUCUGCGACUGAAGAGGAUGUGGCGUCGAAAAAGAAGAAAAAGAAAAAGCGUGAAGAGGAGACGUGCCGUGUGAUGCUAGAUCCACAAUCUGCUGCAGAAUAUACUGAAUCAGAAAAAUCUUCACUGAAUACCUGCAGCUCAGUUUCACGCAAGAAAAAAGGCAAACAUCUGACCUUUUCUUCGGAUGCAAAGGGCAAACAUGGACACAGUGCUGACGUAUCCCAUGAUGGUACUUCUGACCAAGACAACAAGGAGACUCUGAAUGUGGCUGAACAAGCUUCACAAUCUCCACAGACACCUGGAAACCAGGCAUUAAAUGACAUCAGGGACAAGAGGAAGAAAAUGAAAUCCCCUGGUAAGAUUCUGCUUGAGGGGAAAAUGUCGAGCAAGUCUGCUGAAUUAGAGCCCCGAGAAAACAAAAAGAAGCAAAGGAGUAAGCAAUCCGCUGUCAUAUCCAGCAGCCCGGUGUUAUCACAGACUUCUCUCUCAUCCAAAAUGUCAUCUUCAGACCGGGUCAUGAAAAACAAGCACUUAAUAGUGAAGCGGACGCUUUACAAUCCAAGUGGGGACUUCUUUACAGACGAUUAGGAUGAACUUGCUCAAAGUGAUGGGGUUUGAUCGGUGGAGGAAUUCUCAACAAGCACCUGAACACACAAAUGGACAGUGUUAAUUUUACAAGUGAAGCUGUUUUGUGUAGUUUUUAUAUACAUUUUGCAAUGUAUUUUGUUUUGUAUCAAAGCAUUUUACUGACAGUUUUUACUUUUAGUGUUGAGAUUUAAUAACACCAUAACAAACCAUCAUGAUUUCUUUCAAAAUAAAAGCUCUUGAAUAUUACAUAUUUGGAGGACAGAUCUCUCCAGACUACUUCAAACCACAUUAAAUGCUUGGAAUCGUCUGUCUGUGAACACUGAUUUUUAUAUGUUUUUAAUUAAACCACAUUUUCAGCUACAUGACUGGUAUAAAUCUGGACACCUACAGUACCCUGCCACCUAAUAGACAUUUUGGAGAAAAGGUCAUGCUUCAGAGUCAUUCACCAUCUCACAGCAGAGGGACUAAGUAGAAGUGACAGUGCUGUUACUGUUACACAAACCAAGCCUAAACCCUAAACUUGUGCUCAGUUUGUUAAUGGUGAUGUAAUUCAAAUGGAGGCAACCUGUGUGCUUUUACUACAGAUGAUCUGAUAGUCUGAGUGACUGUGAGGUGCUGUAAUCAAGGGAAACAUUCAUGGGAUUAAUUGGUAAUACUGUGCUACUGUUUUUAUAGACAGUAGGUAUGUUCUCUGUAAUUUCAUUUGUGAUUAUGUUUUGUGGGAUUUCCCAUCCUACACGUUUGUUACACUAAUAUGCUAAAUGUUCUCAGUUUUUUAUAAGUGAUGUGUCAUAAUUAAAGAACAACA
Messenger RNA from Chelmon rostratus (copperband butterflyfish), 4213 nucleotides. It is a transcript of the gene pho, whose product is annotated as phoenix. The transcript has 5 exons. NCBI's taxonomy places the organism in Eukaryota, Metazoa, Chordata, Actinopteri, Chaetodontiformes, Chaetodontidae. The coding region runs from base 319 to 3405 and encodes 1028 amino acids. The record is from RefSeq and is a predicted model, not a curated record.